Messenger RNA from Cooperia oncophora, 2283 nucleotides. The record is from the annotation of a GenBank genome assembly. Lineage: Eukaryota; Metazoa; Nematoda; Chromadorea; Rhabditida; Trichostrongylidae.
AUGUUGCCAUUUACUCGUAAGGUGCUCUUUCAGGAGCAUGUGAAUGCGCCUUCUGCGGCGGAAAGUAAAAGUGCAGAAAAGACUUCGAAGUCGACGUCCAGUUCAAGCAACAAGAAAUCUUUGAAAGCAACUGCAGUUAGCUCCACAAAGCCAACGUUGUCCUCGCCACGUGUUCCAUCAACGAUGAAUAACGGUGCACAACAAGCACCAUCAGGAACGGCUACUGCCCAGCCAAGUCGCCAUUCCACAGCAGCGCAGCCUCCUCAUUCCUCGGGUCGAUCCCAUCAUUCGGGAACUGGGUCGUCUCAACAUGCCUCUCAUUUGCGGCCAUCGGCAGGAAUGGGAUCGUCCAGCCGAUCUGGAGGACGGCGACCGCCUGACGAUCCCCAUGUUGGAAAGUAUAAGUUGCUCAAAACCAUCGGUAAAGGGAACUUCGCCAAGGUCAAAUUAGCCAAGCACACAAUUACGGGUCAAGAAGUUGCUAUUAAAAUCAUCGAUAAAACCGCGUUAAACCCUAGCAGUUUACAAAAGUUAUUCCGUGAGGUGAAAAUCAUGAAGCAGCUCGAUCACCCCAAUAUCGUUAAGUUAUAUCAAGUUAUGGAAAAUGAACAGACGCUAUAUCUUGUUCUAGAAUAUGCAUCCGGUGGCGAAGUUUUUGACUAUUUGGUCGCACAUGGUAGAAUGAAAGAGAAGGAAGCGCGAGUAAAGUUCCGACAGAUAGUCUCUGCUGUACAAUAUUUGCAUUCGAAGAAUAUUAUUCACCGAGACUUGAAAGCGGAGAACUUGUUAUUAGAUGCCGAUAUGAAUAUCAAAAUUGCAGAUUUUGGUUUCAGCAAUCAGUUUACUCUAGGUAAUAAACUAGACACCUUCUGUGGAUCCCCACCCUACGCUGCUCCUGAGCUCUUCCAAGGGAAGAAAUACGAUGGUCCUGAGGUUGAUGUAUGGAGUCUUGGAGUCAUUUUAUACACAUUGGUGUCAGGCAGCUUGCCUUUCGACGGACAAAACUUGAAAGAACUUCGGGAACGUGUACUGCGAGGGAAAUACCGUAUUCCUUUCUAUAUGUCCACGGAUUGCGAAAAUCUGCUCAAGAAGUUCCUUGUCCUGAACCCAGCUCGACGAGGGACUUUAGAAACUAUCAUGAAGGACAGAUGGAUGAAUAUCGGUUACGAAGAGGAAGGUGAAUUGAAGCCCUACGUGGAACCUCCAAAAGAUCAAAUUGAUGAGGCCAGAAUAGAGAAGCUCAUUCAGCUCGGAUUCAACAAAGGCAGCAUUUUGGAUGCGUUAGAAAAAGAGAAAUUUGAGGAUAUCCAUGCAACGUACCUCUUGUUGGGUGAACGAAAGUGUGAGAUGGACGCUGGUGACUUGGCUCUGGCUCAACAGGCCGUCACACAUUCGACGCACAACGUCUCGUCAGGUAUUGGCUCUCAUGGUGUUGGCACCAACACCGCCGCCGCUGCAGCUGCCACUUCCACGCAAUCGCCGUCAAAAUACGCGAGGACGUCGUCAGCUCAAACGACCCCGACGGCAGGCACCUCUGUCAAUACAACCCCUUUGCCGAAGCAGUCGUCACGGCGUAGCAGCCAAAAUGAUGCUGCUGGAAUGAGUGGCCAACAGCCGCCUACACAGGCUCCAUCAUCAUCGUCUGCUCGUGCGCAGGUACAAAUGCGUCAGCAACCGACAUCACGACACACUACCAUGAGCAUGGUGCCAGCUUCAUAUCAGAGUAGUACCAAUGAAGGCCAUAGGGACUACUUGGCUUCGUUUACUCGGGGUGGAACGUCAUCCACUGUGACGUCGGGAUCACGGAAAUCAAGUGAUCCGAAAGGGCGUGUCCCGAUUAAUUUAGGGGUUCGAGCAGCUGGACAACGGGCAGAUGGAUCUUCAUCAGCCCGAACACCACAUACCACUUCUGGCAUUUCCACGACAUAUCAAGUGCCUGCGUCUGCUUCUUUGGUAGGCAAAUUAUACACGACAGGAAACGGUUCUGGACCAAAUUCGGGUGUUCCAUCGUUAAAGACUCCUGCUGCGAUCGCUCAGAUUCCUUUGCCUUUACAAAAAUCCGGUUCACAGAUUUCGCAUACGCCUACUGAACCGGUCAUAAAGGAGGAUGAAGAUGAAAGCAGUGAGUCAUCAGCUGGUGGACCCAAUGGGGUAGCUACAAUAACCCAUCUACCCAUCAUUGGUGGCGCACCUUUGGCUCAGAGUCCUCUCCCAUCGGUUGAAGAAGGACCUACUGAAACAAAACCUUCUGUUUCUGUGACGCCCGAAAGAGAGCACAAGUAA